AUGGUGAAGAUCAGUUUCCAGCCUGCUGUGGCCGGCAUCAAAGGCGACAAGGCCGACAAAGCGGCGGCCGCGGCCUCGGCGCCUGCCCCGGCCGCUGAGAUCUUGCUGACGCCGGCUAGGGAGGAGCGGCCCCAACACCGCCCCAAGAAAGGGGGCUCCGUGGGCGGUGUGUGCUACCUGUCUAUGGGCAUGGUCGUGCUGCUUAUGGGCCUGGCCUUCGCCUCGGUCUACAUCUACAGAUAUUUCUUCCUUGCUCAGCUGGCCCGAGAUAACUUCUUCCACUGUGGUGUGCUCUAUGAAGACUCCCUGUCCCAGGUCCGGACCCGCAUGGAGCUGGAGGAGGACGUGAAGAUCUACCUCGAAGAGAACUACGAGCGUAUCAAUGUCCCUGUACCACAGUUUGGUGGUGGGGACCCUGCAGACAUUAUCCACGACUUCCAGCGGGGUCUCACUGCCUACCACGACAUCUCCCUGGACAAGUGCUACGUCAUCGAGCUCAACACAACCAUUGUGCUGCCCCCUCGAAACUUCUGGGAGCUCCUUAUGAACGUGAAGAAAGGGACGUACCUCCCGCAGACGUACAUCAUCCAGGAGGAGAUGGUGCUGACAGAGCAUGUCAGCGACAAGGAGGCCCUGGGAUCCUUCAUCUACCACUUGUGCAAUGGAAAGGACACCUACCGGCUGCGGCGCCGGGCCACCCGGAGGCGGAUCAACAAGCGUGGGAUCAAGAAUUGCAACGCCAUCCGCCACUUUGAGAACACCUUCGUGGUAGAGACCAUCAUCUGUGGGGUGGUGUGAGGCCUCUCCCUCCAGGCCCACCCCUGCCCUCUUUUUUCUCCUUCCGGGCUCUCUCUGGUCCUCCUUCCUCCCUUUGCUUAGCUUGUACCUUGGGCGCCGUCCCAUAUAUGUGACAUGUCCCACCCUUCCUUCUAGCCCUGCCUGCCUCCCCGUAACCAGGGCCGUGACCUCUGGAGGCCUCUGCUGACCUCAUGGAUGCGGGGUGGGAGGGGACACCCAAAGUGGUUUCUGUGAUCCAGCAUCUUGAAGUCAGGUCCCCAGUGGCUGGGCCAAGGGGAAGGACUAGAGGGAAGAGCUGGGUGUGUGAAAGCCCUGGGCAGAGGUAGAGAUGGAGCCUAGUCUGGGGGUAGAAAUUAUCCACACAGUUGGGAAAGUCCUGGAAGGCUUUUUUCUUGCACGGCAUACUUCACUGUCCCCAUUCCUCGGCCUGGGUGUGACUGAGGAUGAGGGGAACCAACCCGCCAGAGCACAAGGGAAGGUGGCUGUCCUGGGGCCUCCCCAGGACUCGUCAGUGCCUUCAGCCCACCCGCAGGAGCCUGCAGUGUGGGGGUGGGGCGAGCCUGUCAAGCACAGUUGUUCUCUGAGUGGAACCAAAGAGUCGAGGAGUCAGAGCCCCAGGCCUGGCACCAAGGAGCACAAGCUGAUGCCCGCAGCCUGGGCGGAAGCAGCAGGUAGCACUGUCCCGAGUUGCUGGCUCUGGGCAGUGAAUGGAGCUUGUCGCUUUCAAAGCCCAGAGACACAGGGAAAGGGAAAGGGAGGACCACCUAGUACUUGAGCAGCCUGCCUCCUCUGCUCCGGAAUCCAUCCCCUCUGCUGGAGGGGUGCGACGUUUUUCCUUUUUCUUCUCACGAUUGCAUGUUUUUACUGAUGUUAAUUUGCUAACUGUCUCAGCCCUGAGCCCUGGAGAGGCUUUGACGCCUCCAGUCAGACUUGGGUGCUGUCUGGAGAUGAACUUACAUGCUUUGUAUAUUUUCUCUAUUAGAUUCCUUUUCAGAAGUGUCUGUAGAAAAUA
Castor canadensis (American beaver) is the source of this 1810-nucleotide messenger RNA. NCBI's taxonomy places the organism in Eukaryota, Metazoa, Chordata, Mammalia, Rodentia, Castoridae. The record is from RefSeq and is a predicted model, not a curated record.